CCCGGGUCGACGGGCCAGUGGGGCCGCGAGGACACCUGUCCCACCAUGUCCCUGCUCAGCGUCACAGUAAAAAAGGCGCGCUAUGUUGGAAUACCAGCGACACAAUUCAACACGUACGUGACACUCAAACUACAGAAUGUCAAGUCGACGACGGUGACAGUGAAGGGCCCGACUCCAUGCUGGGAGCAAGACUUCCUUUUUGAAAUCAACGACAUCAACUUGGGUCUUCUGGUGGAGGUGUGGAACAAAGGAGUGAUCUGGGACCGAGCUCUUGGCUACCACUACCUUCCGUUAACUUCAGUAGCUUAUGACGAGCAAGAAUGCGGAGGCAGAUGGGUGGAGCUGGAGGCCCAGCUGAUGAUGCGCGGCGGCGCUGUGGUCGGCACCACAGGGCCCACCGGCCAUGCUUUACUUCUGGACUGCAGAUUUGAACCACCGUUUGAUGCGGAAGGCACGGGUGGUGCAGACCUGCAGCGGAAGUUGGAUCUGCUGAACGGCGCCCUCGAUGCUGAAAGGGCUGAACAGGCGCGGCGGCAACUGCAGUACGUCGCUCAUUCGGGAUAUUCGGAGGACUCGGACUACACGUCGGACCUCAAUUUCCCGGUCGGCCAGCAUCCUAACUGCAGUGCCUCCCAGUUCAGAACCGCAGCCCAUCAGAUGCAUACACCACAGCUGGUAUCAGACCCGGAAUUCAUCGCAGGGCAAGAACCCUCAGUGGCGCAAGAAGUAGAAGCGUCGCCUCUCACUACGGAGCCCUCGGUAUAA
This is a messenger RNA of Leptidea sinapis, 765 nucleotides long. Its product is annotated as phorbol ester/diacylglycerol-binding protein unc-13-like. The record is from RefSeq and is a predicted model, not a curated record. Lineage: Eukaryota; Metazoa; Arthropoda; Insecta; Lepidoptera; Pieridae. Gene Ontology annotation, biological process: chemical synaptic transmission. Gene Ontology annotation, molecular function: syntaxin-1 binding; diacylglycerol binding; calmodulin binding. The transcript is spliced from 8 exons. Bases 46 to 765 code for a protein of 239 amino acids. Gene Ontology annotation, cellular component: plasma membrane.